AUGCGCCGCUCGGUCUGGCUGGCGCUGGCCGCGUCGCUCCUGCACGUGUCCCUGCAAGGCGAGUUCCAGAGGAAGCUCUACAAGGAGCUGGUCAAGAACUACAACCCCUUGGAGAGGCCCGUGGCCAACGACUCGCAGCCGCUCACCGUCUACUUCUCCCUGAGCCUCCUGCAGAUCAUGGACGUGGACGAGAAGAACCAAGUUCUAACCACCAACAUUUGGCUGCAAAUGUCUUGGACAGAUCACUAUUUACAAUGGAACAUGUCAGACUACCCGGGCGUGAAGACCGUUCGUUUCCCAGACGGCCAGAUUUGGAAGCCCGACAUCCUGCUAUAUAACAGUGCCGAUGAGCGGUUCGAUGCCACGUUCCACACCAACGUGCUGGUGAAUUCUUCUGGGCACUGCCAGUACCUCCCUCCAGGCAUAUUCAAGAGCUCCUGCUACAUCGAUGUGCGCUGGUUCCCCUUCGACGUGCAGCAGUGCAAGCUGAAGUUCGGGUCCUGGUCGUAUGGAGGCUGGUCCUUGGAUCUGCAGAUGCAGGAGGCAGAUAUCAGCGGCUACAUCCCCAACGGAGAGUGGGACCUCAUGGGCAUCCCGGGCAAGCGGAGCGAGAAGUUCUACGAGUGCUGUAAAGAGCCGUACCCCGACGUCACCUUCACCGUGACCAUCCGCCGCCGGACCCUCUACUAUGGCCUCAACCUGCUCAUCCCCUGCGUGCUCAUCUCCGCGCUGGCCCUCCUGGUCUUCUUGCUUCCGGCGGACUCUGGGGAGAAAAUCUCCCUCGGGAUAACAGUCUUGCUCUCUCUCACCGUCUUCAUGCUCUUGGUGGCUGAGAUCAUGCCUGCGACAUCUGACUCGGUGCCCUUGAUAGCCCAGUACUUCGCCAGCACCAUGAUCAUCGUGGGCCUCUCCGUGGUCGUCACAGUCAUCGUGCUGCAGUACCACCACCACGACCCCGACGGCGGCAAGAUGCCCAAGUGGACCAGGGUCAUCCUCCUGAACUGGUGCGCCUGGUUCCUGCGCAUGAAGCGGCCGGGCGAGGACAAGGUGCGCCCAGCGUGCCAGCACCAGCAGCGCCGCUGCAGCCUGGCCAGCGUGGAGAUGAGCGCGGUGGCGGGGCCGCCCGCCUCCAACGGCAACCUGCUCUACAUCGGCUUCCGCGGCCUGGACGGAGUGCACUGCGCCCCCACGCCGGACUCAGGGGUCGUGUGCGGCCGCCUGGCCUGCUCCCCUGCGCACGCGCACGACGAGCACCUCCUGCACGGCGGGCCGCCCUCCGAGGGGGACCCGGACCUCGCCAAGAUCCUGGAGGAGGUGCGCUACAUCGCCAACCGCUUCCGCGGCCAGGACGAGAGCGAGGCGGUGUGCAGCGAGUGGAAGUUCGCCGCCUGCGUGGUGGACCGCCUGUGCCUCAUGGCCUUCUCCGUCUUCACCAUCAUCUGCACCAUCGGCAUCCUCAUGUCGGCGCCCAACUUCGUCGAGGCCGUGUCCAAAGACUUCGCCUGA
This is a messenger RNA of Pteronotus mesoamericanus, 1506 nucleotides long. RefSeq names its product neuronal acetylcholine receptor subunit alpha-7. The record is from RefSeq and is a predicted model, not a curated record. Lineage: Eukaryota; Metazoa; Chordata; Mammalia; Chiroptera; Mormoopidae. The coding region runs from base 1 to 1506 and encodes 501 amino acids. The transcript is spliced from 10 exons. Gene Ontology annotation, molecular function: acetylcholine receptor activity; acetylcholine binding; acetylcholine-gated monoatomic cation-selective channel activity. Gene Ontology annotation, cellular component: acetylcholine-gated channel complex; neuron projection; synapse. Gene Ontology annotation, biological process: nervous system process; regulation of membrane potential; signal transduction.